Molecule: messenger RNA, 1544 nt
Organism: Oncorhynchus nerka (sockeye salmon)
Lineage: Eukaryota; Metazoa; Chordata; Actinopteri; Salmoniformes; Salmonidae
Product: rab GDP dissociation inhibitor beta-like
Exons: 11
Coding region: 100-1446 (448 amino acids)
Biological process (GO): vesicle-mediated transport; protein transport; small GTPase-mediated signal transduction
Cellular component (GO): cytoplasm
Molecular function (GO): Rab GDP-dissociation inhibitor activity
Source: RefSeq, a predicted model, not a curated record
CGCUUGACGUUGAACCGCAGCCCCUUUCGUUUCCAUCUUUGCAGAUCUCCAUUUUCUUCGGUCCACUAUUCAGGAAAAGAGGAGAAAACACCUGGGAAAAUGAAUGAAGAAUACGACGUUAUCGUGCUGGGUACCGGACUGACGGAAUGCAUCCUGUCAGGAAUCAUGUCGGUGAAGGGGAAGAAGGUCCUGCACAUGGACCGGAACUCCUACUACGGGGCAGAGAGUGCCUCCAUCACUCCCCUGGAGGAUCUGUAUAAACGCUUCAGUCUCCCAGGCGCCCCACCGGAGUCCAUGGGAAAAGGCCGGGACUGGAAUGUGGACCUCAUCCCGAAGUUCCUCAUGGCCAACGGUCAGUUGGUCCGCAUGCUGCUGAUCACACAGGUGACGCGCUACCUGGACUUCAAGGUGAUCGAAGGCAGCUUCGUCUACAAAAAGGGCAGCAUCUACAAAGUGCCCUCCACCGAGACCGAGGCCCUGGCAUCCAGUCUGAUGGGGCUGUUUGAGAAACGGCGUUUCAGGAAGUUCCUGGUUUUCGUGGCUAACUUUGAUGAAAACGACCCCAAGACCAUGGAGGGCGUGGACCCCAACAAGACGACGAUGAGGGACGUGUUCAAGAAGUUUGACCUGGGCCAGGAUGUCAUCGACUUCACAGGACACUCCCUCGCCCUCUACCGGACAGACGAGUACCUGGACCUGCCUUGCAUGGACUCGCUAAACAGGAUCAAGCUGUACAGUGAGUCUCUGGCCAGAUAUGGCAAGAGUCCGUACCUCUACCCCCUCUACGGCCUGGGGGAGCUGCCCCAAGGGUUCGCCAGAUUAAGUGCUAUCUACGGAGGAACCUACAUGCUGAACAAGCCCAUUGAGGAGAUUGUCAUGGAGGAUGGAAAAGUAGUGGGAGUCAAGUCUGAGGGAGAGAUCGCCCGCUGUAAGCAGCUGAUCUGCGAUCCCAGCUAUCUAAUGGACCGCAGCACCAAGGUCGGUCAGGUGAUCCGGGUCAUCUGCAUCAUGAGCCACCCCAUCAAGAACACCAGCGACGCAAACUCCUGUCAGAUCAUCAUCCCCCAGAACCAGGUCAACAGGAAGCACGAUAUCUACGUGUGCAUGAUCUCCUAUACUCAUAAUGUGGCAGCACAGGGGAAGUAUGUGGCCAUCAUCAGCACCACAGUGGAGACGGACAACCCUGAGAUGGAGGUCAAACCAGCCAUGGACCUGCUGGAGCCUGUCGAGCAGAAGUUUGUGAGCAUCAGUGACCAGUACGCACCAACUGACAUGGGUGCUGAAAGCCAGAUCUUCAUGUCCCGUACCUACGACGCUACCACCCACUUCGAGACCACCUGCGACGACAUCAAGGACAUCUACAAGCGGAUGACGGGAACCGAAUUUGACUUUGCCGAGAUGGAGCGCAAGAAGAACGACAUCUUCGGCGACGCAGCUGACCAGUAGAGAAACGAGCGAGUCUGCAACACUCGUGAAUAUCAGAUAUUUGCCACCGACAACUGAAAUCUUUAAAAAAAAAAUAAGGAAAACUAUCCAAAAAUAUA